This is a messenger RNA of Delphinapterus leucas (beluga whale), 2092 nucleotides long. NCBI's taxonomy places the organism in Eukaryota, Metazoa, Chordata, Mammalia, Artiodactyla, Monodontidae. The record is from RefSeq and is a predicted model, not a curated record.
CCUGCCUGUCACAUUCCCCCGCCUGGCCCCGGGGGGAUUGGGGAGGGGCCGGUGGAGCUUGGUUCUGAGCCUGCCCAAGCAGGAGUUGCAGGGCUGGGCGGUGUCCUGAGGGCCCGAGAGCCUGUCCCUGCAAAGGACAGAGUGGCCACGACUGCAGGUCCCACUCGUGGGCCCAGGAGGGCAGAGGAGGGAGCCCAGCGGGGGGCCUUGUGCCCCCCCCCCCACCAGCACACCCUCCGUCCCCCGGGCUCUGAGACCCUGGAGCCCGUCUUGAGGAGAGGGUGUCCUACGAGAUGUUGACCUUCACGCCCUUGGUCCCCUGGCUCUCACCGGCCUUGCCCUCCCUUCCCAGGUAGCCUCAUGGCUGCAACCUGUGAGAUUAGCAACGUUUUUAGCAACUACUUCAGUACGAUGUACAGCUCGGAUGACCCCAAUCUGGCCUCUGUUCCCCCUGCCGCCGCCUUCGGGGCCGAUGACCUGGUGCUGGCGCUCAGCAGCCCGCAGGUGCCCCUGGAGGGCACAGAGAAGGCCAGCUGGUUGGGAGAGCAGCCCCAGCUCUGGUCCAAGGCCCAGGUCCUGGACUGGAUCAGCUACCAAGUGGAGAAGCACAAGUAUGACGCCAGCACCAUUGACCUCUCGCGCUGUGACAUGGACGGGGCUGCGCUCUGCCGCUGCGCCCCUGAGGAGCUGCGCCUGGUCUUCGGGCCCCUGGGGGACCAGCUCUACGCCCAGCUGUGGGACCUCACUUCCAGCUUCCCCGACGAGCUCAGCUGGAUCAUGGAGCUUCUGGAGAAGGACAGCAUGGCGCUUCUGGAACCCCUGGGGGACCAGGGCCCCUUGGACCAGGGAAGCCCCUUUGCCCAGGAGAUGCUUGAGGACUGCAGACAGGCCAGCCCCUUCUACCCGGGCAGCUUCGGCACGGGGGCCCCCUCCCCGGGCAGCUCUGACGUCUCCACCGCAGGGACUGGCGCUUCUCAGAGCCCCCAGGCCUCAGACUCCGGUGGAAGCGACGUGGACCUGGACGCCCUGGACAGCAAGCUCUUCUCUGGGGACGGCUUUCCCGACUACAAGAAGGGGGAUCUUAAGCAUGGGAAGCGGAAACGGGGCCGGCCCCGAAAGCUGAGUAAAGACUCCCGGGAGUGUCUUGAGGGCAAGAAGAGCAAGCAGGGUGAGAGGGGGCCCUGCACGGUAGGGGGGGCCCUGCACGGCUGGGGGACCCUGCACGGUGAGAGGGGGCCCUGCACGGCCAGGGGGCCCUGCACGGCUGGGGGGCCGUGCAUGGUGAGGGGGACCCUGCACGGCUGGGGGCCGUGGUGGGGCCGGUGGGUCCUCUCUCCUGAGCUGGGCCCUCUACAUGUUCCUGUGCACGGGGCCAGGGUGCGCGUGGUCACUGCCCGGUGGCAGGGCCUGGCUGGUCCUUCAUGGUGCAUGUGGCGGUGGAGCCACGGGGGCUGCAGGAAGGGUGGGGCUGAGGUCCAGGCUUCCUGCCCACCCCUCGUCCUGCCUGAGGGACACACUUGCUGGCGGGUGCUGGGCAGGCUCAGGCAGGGACAGUGGCUCGGCCGCUGGACGGCCCAUCCACCGAGGGCCAUGCAGGGGUAGCCCUUCCACCCACCAAGUCCCUGCCCCCUGGCCUUGGCCCUUGCGUGGGCUCCUGCCGCCAGAGCCACCGGGUGGGCCCCCGCAGCUCCUUCUCAUCUGCACAUGCACCCCUCCCACACGCACUGGGCCUGUUUGCUUCUUGGGGUCAUUCUUCCCAGGAAGCCGUCCCCUUGUGUCCCAGGCCAGUGCCAGCUCUGUGGUCCUGCACCUGCUGAGCUCUCACCACCUUUUGCUGUAUCUGCUUUUUUACCGUGACCCCUCGAAACUGUGAGACCCUCAAUGCGGUCCCAUGUCUCAACCGCUCUUGUAUCCCAGCCAGACAUUUGAUCAGUACCUGAGCGAGUUAAACCUCUGUGCCGUGCAAGACGUGGUCUUCCUGGAGCUUCCCCGGCUGUCCCGUGGGGGAGGCCAGGAGGGAGGCAGCCGCCAGUAGGCUGUGCGCCGGGAUGGGCAGCGGUCGUGGGGGUCAGGGGUCGCCUGGGCCGCUGAC